Messenger RNA from Penicillium soppii, 891 nucleotides. Its product is annotated as SDR family NAD(P)-dependent oxidoreductase. The transcript has 2 exons. The record is from RefSeq and is a predicted model, not a curated record. Gene Ontology annotation, molecular function: oxidoreductase activity. NCBI's taxonomy places the organism in Eukaryota, Fungi, Ascomycota, Eurotiomycetes, Eurotiales, Aspergillaceae. The coding region runs from base 1 to 891 and encodes 296 amino acids.
AUGGACCCUACUCAGAGCAACAAAAGUUUCAAGCUGGAAAGCCUAUUCAACGUGAAGGGAAAAGUUGCCCUGAUUACUGGCGGCGGAUCAGGCAUCGGUUUGAUGGCAACACAAGUGCUAGCCGUCAACGGAGCCAAAGUCUACAUCACAGGCCGCACAGAAGAAAAGCUCGAUCGAGUAGCAGAGCUUUACAAUAAAGAUAUCCCCGGAGAAAUAAUUCCGCUUUCCGCAGACCUCACUAAAAAAUCGGACAUCCGCAAUCUCGCUGAGGAAAUCAAGAAGCGCGAAGGGUACCUCUCAAUCCUAAUGAACAAUGCGGGCAUCUCUAGCCAUACUCAAACGACUGAACACGAAGACGCAUCUAAGCUGCGCGAGUCACUCUUCGACGACAAAGCCGCGGAUUUUGAAGAAUGGGACAACGUUUUCCGCACGAAUGUCUCCCAGAUCUUCUUCAUGACAACUGCAUUCCUACCCCUCCUCCAGAAGGGCUCAGAGAAAGAGCCCGGCUGGUCGAGUACUGUGAUAAACACGACUUCCAUCUCGGGAAUCAUCAAGGUCUCACAGCAUCAUUUUGCGUACAAUGCCUCCAAGGCUGCGGCUAUUCAUUUGACUAAGAUGCUGGCGCAUGAGGUUAGCUCGUCCAACUUAAAGGUUCGGGUCAACAAUAUUGCGCCAGGUGUUUUCCCUAGCGAGAUGACUGCUCAGGAGAGUGAUGAGAAGCAGAAGAGCUUUAUUCCUAAGGAGAAGUAUGAGGAUAAGGUCCCUGCGUCUAGGCCUGGGAAGGACGAGGAUAUGGCUAGUGCUGUAAUUUUUGCAGCUACCAAUCAGUACUUGAACGGGCAGACCAUUGUUGUUGAUGGAGGGUAUGUGCUUGCAGCUGGGUCGUUGUAA